Impatiens glandulifera is the source of this 954-nucleotide messenger RNA. Its product is annotated as cathepsin B-like protease 2. Gene Ontology annotation, biological process: regulation of catalytic activity. The coding region runs from base 1 to 930 and encodes 309 amino acids. The record is from RefSeq and is a predicted model, not a curated record. Gene Ontology annotation, cellular component: lysosome. Gene Ontology annotation, molecular function: cysteine-type endopeptidase activity. The transcript has 9 exons. Lineage: Eukaryota; Viridiplantae; Streptophyta; Magnoliopsida; Ericales; Balsaminaceae.
AUGAUUGUUUGUGUUGAUUUCUUUUACAGAACAUCAUUGAUUCGCCCUGAUUCGUUGAAUGCAGUCUUUGUGGUUGUUCAGGAGCCGAUCAUAGAACUGAUUAAUGGAAAUCCUAAGGCUGGCUGGAAAGCGGACAUGAAUCCUAAAUUUUAUAAUUUCACAGUUAGCCAAUUUAAGCGUCUUCUUGGUGUGAAACCUACACCUGCACAUGCUUUUAGGGGAAUUCCAAUUGUUGUUCAUCCAAGAACUUCAGAUUUGCCAGCUGAAUUUGAUGCUAGAACAGCUUGGCCUCAAUGUCACACAAUUGGAAGAAUUCUUGAUCAGGGUCAUUGUGGUUCUUGUUGGGCUUUUGGUGCUGUUGAAUCCCUAUCUGAUCGUUUUUGUAUCCAAUACAACAUGAAUAUAUCACUCUCUGUGAAUGAUAUUCUUGCUUGCUGUGGAUUUUUGUGCGGUAGCAGUUGUGAUGGCGGUUAUCCUAUUUAUGCUUGGAGAUACUUUAAGCAUCAUGGUGUUGUCACAGAAGAGUGUGACCCUUAUUUCGAUAGUACUGGUUGCUCCCACCCGGGAUGUGAACCUGCAUAUGACACUCCCAAGUGUUCGAGAAAGUGUGUAAACACAAACAUGCUCUGGAAGAAAUCAAAGCACUUCAGUGUCAGCGCAUACAGAGUCGGUUCAGACCCACACAGUAUUAUGGCAGAAGUUUACAAGAACGGACCAGUAGAAGUUGCCUUCACUGUUUAUGAGGAUUUUGCGCACUACAAAUCAGGAGUUUACAAACACAUAACGGGUGAUGUUAUGGGUGGUCAUGCUGUGAAGCUGAUUGGAUGGGGAACUUCUGCUGAUGGGGAAGACUAUUGGCUUCUAGCAAAUCAAUGGAACACAGGCUGGGGAGAUGUGAGUUCUGUUUGUUGGUUACUUGGUUUUAGUUGAAAGCCUAAGAAUGUUCCUGAUUAU